GCUGCACCCGCCUGGCGUCGUACAGUGCCCUUGCCGUGGUGCCCCGUGGUUCUAGAAGACCUCCGGCCUGCCUGCCCACACAGCAACCCGAUGGCUGUCGAGCUCCGGGUGGGUUCCAGGUUCGGAGGGGGGCCACACCCAUCUGGGCAUGCCUGUCGGCGCUUCUCCCACCCACUCACUGCCCACAGCCACCUGGCCAGCCAGCCAGCCAGCCAACCACGCCCAGGGUUCAAGCCCAAACACCUGCUCUCGAGCCCUCUUGCACCCGAGACUAGGGCUCUAGGCCUCACCUCUUGGGGCCCUGCGUCUCAAUGCCCUUUCCGUCAUCCCCGUUGCUGCUGUUUCAGCCUGCCAGUUCCUGCCCUGUCCCAAGCCUGUCCUGCCGUGCGCCCCCCCAUCUCUUGAGCUUCGAGCUGGGUGCUGCUUUAGCCUCGGGGGUCCUCCUGUCGCAUCAACCGGCCUGCUGACGAUUUGGAUGCUCACGAUUGUCACUGCACACACACACACACACACACACACACACACACACACAUUGACCCCAUCUACACGCACACCUACUCACACUUCUCACACAGCAGCGAGCUCCUUUCUUUCCAAGCCGGCAGAUACGACACGAGCCAGGGGGCUGAGGAAGUCGACGAGCACGGGCACGGGCACCGAUACGACGACACACCCGCGACCACCAGAAACCUGGACCAGGACGAGGAGCAAGACCCCGCCCUCUAGCCGUCCAUCCCACCCCACUUUCCAUCCAGGGCCAAGUCCCCAGCUCUGCCUGCUGCUUGUCUCCCUCUCUGCUCUCGACCCCGACCACGCCAGACGCUUUUCAUCCAGUCUGCUGUCUUGUUCUCUUCCUCUCGGGCCCUCAGACCUUCAGACGGCUCAAUUCGAAGCAAGCAUCCUGCCGCUGCCAGCUACUUGCCACCCCUUCCUCGGGCACGACACUGCUGCCGGCGCAUCAACGGCCAACAGCUGCUGCACAGCCAACCAGCUUCACCCGCCACCCACCCGACUCAGCGGCGCCUUGACUGCAUCCGAGGACCAUAGGCACAGCUGCACAUUAGCGCUCGAGCCGCCACCCUCACCACCUAACCUACCUCUACGGAUCCACGUCCGGGCCUGACUGGUCUCUGCCUCGGACAUUACGCUGCGUGGGAUCUCUGUGCCACCGUCCCCGGCCAACUUGCCUCUCCUCUUCAAUCCUGAGCUGGUCUUCUGUCGACCUACCGGGGCAUAGCAUCUACAUCCGUCUCUGCUGCAGCGAGGAGCCAAGCCUGCCUCGGCCAUAUCCUCCACCAUGUCUCGCGCACAACCUCCGAACCCUGCGGGCUCCCGCAAGAUCUCCUUCAACGUCAGCGAGCAGUAUGAUAUCCAGGACGUCGUCGGAGAGGGCGCCUACGGUGUUGUCUGCUCCGCGAUCCACAAGCCCUCCGGCCAGAAGGUGGCCAUCAAGAAGAUCACGCCUUUUGACCACUCCAUGUUCUGUCUGAGGACCCUGCGUGAGAUGAAGCUCCUGCGCUACUUCAACCACGAGAACAUCAUCAGCAUCCUCGACAUCCAGAAGCCGAGGAGCUUCGAGACCUUCAACGAGGUGUAUCUGAUCCAGGAGCUGAUGGAGACUGACAUGCACCGUGUCAUCCGCACCCAAGACCUCUCCGACGACCACUGCCAAUACUUUAUCUACCAGACCCUCCGGGCCUUGAAGGCCAUGCACUCGGCCAACGUCCUCCACCGAGACUUGAAGCCCUCCAACCUGCUCCUCAACGCCAACUGCGACCUGAAGGUGUGCGACUUUGGCCUUGCCCGCUCCGCGGCCUCCCAGGAGGACAACUCGGGCUUCAUGACCGAAUAUGUCGCGACGAGAUGGUACCGUGCGCCAGAGAUCAUGUUAACUUUCAAGGAGUACACCAAGGCCAUCGAUGUGUGGUCGGUGGGCUGCAUCCUCGCCGAGAUGCUGAGCGGCAAGCCCCUGUUCCCGGGCAAGGACUACCACCACCAGCUCACGCUGAUCCUCGACGUCCUCGGCACCCCGACGAUGGAGGACUACUAUGGUAUCAAGUCCCGCCGAGCCCGGGAGUACAUCCGCUCUCUGCCCUUCAAGAAGAAGGUCCCGUUCCGCACCCUCUUCCCCAAGACCUCAGACCUUGCCCUCGACCUCCUCGAGAAGCUCCUGGCCUUCAACCCCGUGAAGCGCAUCACGGUGGAGGAGGCGCUGAAGCACCCGUACCUGGAGCCUUAUCAUGACCCUGACGAUGAGCCCACCGCGCCACCAAUUCCCGAGGAGUUCUUCGACUUCGACAAGCACAAGGACAACCUGAGCAAAGACCAGCUUAAGCAGCUGAUCUACCAAGAGAUCAUGCGGUAAACCAGGGGCCGCAGCACGCGGGCACCAGCCCCGCCAAUGUUGUAGCGGUGUUUUUGAAAAAAAGCAAGAGGAACUGGUGACGGCUUCGUGCAUGGCUGUGAUACCACAUGCUGAGCUGGAUAUACGAUAUGAGGGGAGGAGGGGCAACGGAGCAUUGGGAUUAUUCAUGAGCUCCUUCGUCGUCAUUUGGGAGGGCCAGAGACAGCCACGGGGCGUGAAGCUGUUGUGGACGCCGGGUCUUGUGGGGAUUUUCCCGCGAUUGAUUUUCGAAAGCAUCUAUCGUUGUGAGCCACUAAAGGGAUGAACUAGUGGGCUCUGUAGCCACCGAGUUUAUCGUUGUGCCGGCCCCUGAGGCAAGGCAGGGAUAACGGCCCCAGGGCUCGACCUACCAAACCCGUGGUAGGUAUGUAAGGUAGCUAGGUAGUUGUGAGUCCUACCGGGGGGGGGGGGGGUGGCUUGGG
Diaporthe batatas is the source of this 2826-nucleotide messenger RNA. RefSeq lists its product as uncharacterized. Gene Ontology annotation, molecular function: ATP binding; MAP kinase activity. The coding region runs from base 1298 to 2365 and encodes 355 amino acids. Gene Ontology annotation, biological process: intracellular signal transduction; protein phosphorylation. Gene Ontology annotation, cellular component: nucleus; cytoplasm. The transcript has 4 exons. NCBI's taxonomy places the organism in Eukaryota, Fungi, Ascomycota, Sordariomycetes, Diaporthales, Diaporthaceae. The record is from RefSeq and is a predicted model, not a curated record.